Zea mays is the source of this 2794-nucleotide messenger RNA. RefSeq lists its product as uncharacterized. The coding region runs from base 7 to 2535 and encodes 842 amino acids. Gene Ontology annotation, biological process: actin nucleation; actin cytoskeleton organization. Lineage: Eukaryota; Viridiplantae; Streptophyta; Magnoliopsida; Poales; Poaceae. Gene Ontology annotation, molecular function: actin filament binding. The transcript is spliced from 4 exons. The record is from RefSeq and is marked validated.
CAGGCCAUGCCCCGCCUCUCUCGUGCUUUUCUAGCAGUCGCAGUCACAGUAGGACAAGGACUUGUCCAGUUCAGUGGCUUCAGCGUCCACAAGCGCGUUAAGCACUCUCCUCCCCUCCCCACCUCGCAAGCUUGCUCACUUCUGUCAGCUAAGCUACCCCGUCCCCGUGGCGACUGGGGGACAUCGUUUCCGUCUCCGGGCUCGGCAGCCGCAAUGCUGGCGCAGCUGCUGCUCGUGCACCUCCUCCUCCUCCCCGCCGCGUCCUCGGCCGACCACCACCGCCAUUACCGGGGCAGAAGGGCGCUGCACGAGCCGCUGUUCCCUCUGGAGAGCACGCCCACGCUGCCGCCGCCACCGCCCGCGCCGUUCUUCCCGUUCCUACCAGGCGCCGCGGCGCCGCCGACGCCGGUGGCGCCGCCGGAGGUUGGCUCCGCCUCCACGCCAGCCGACACCGGCGCGGGUGACGCGUCGUCGUCGCCGCACCCGACGGCGCCGGCCAACAUUUCGUCCCUGGCACCGCUGCCCGUCUCCCACGGCGCGCCGCUCCGGGCCUUCCUCUCAUCCCACCGCCUCCUCACCGUCCUCGUCCUGGUCGUCGCCGUUGCUGCGGCCGUGCUCACGGCCGCGCUCGUUUACAUCCUCGCCCGCCGCCAGCGUCGUCACUCACCCAAGGAGGAAGCUGCAGUGUACGCAAAGCCCUCCUCUCUUGCACCGGCCAACCCCGUGCCCUACGACGGUGGCGACCAGCAUGGCCGGGGCUCGACGGCCACCGUCUCCAGCGCCAGCUCGCCGGAGCUCAGGCCGAUGCCGCCUUUGCCCCGGCAGUUCCAGCAGACGCAGAUGAACUUGUCGUCGUGUUCAAAAUCCGUUCUUGACGCCGGAGCAGGAGGUAAGCGUCCUUCAGAGGGUGCUCCUCCUCCUCCUCCUCCACCACCUCCUCCACCACUGCUGCCUCCAAUGCCACCGGUGAAAGACAAGGGCGGCGCCACAGCAGCUACUGCUCCUCCGGCGCCGCCGCCUCCUCUGCCGCGAGCCGGCAACGGCAGCGGCUGGUUGCCUCGGCGGCACUCCGAGCGCCCAGCGACCACGGUGAUCAGGGCCUCGGCGAGCGCAGUUCACCCAGAAGAGUCUCCAGGGCGCGCGCCGUCAGAGAAACCAGCGGACGCGGACGCGGACGCGGACGCUCUGCCGAAGCUGAAGCCGUUGCACUGGGACAAGGUGCGCGCGAGCUCUGGCCGACCGACGGUGUGGGAUCAGCUGAAGGCGAGCUCUUUCCGAGUGAACGAAGAGAUGAUUGAGACGUUGUUCGUCUCAAAUUCGACAUGGAGAUCCUCCAAGAGUGGAAUCAAGGCGCCAAAUUCCAGUUCGUGCAGCCAGGAGAACAAGGUCCUCGACCCGAAGAAAUCACAAAACAUCGCGAUAAUGCUGAGGGCGCUCAAUGCGACCAAGGAAGAAGUGUGCAGAGCACUCCUAGAUGGGCAGGCAGAGAGCCUUGGAUCUGAGCUCUUGGAGAUGCUGCUGAAGAUGGCGCCUAGCAGGGAAGAGGAGAUCAAGUUGAAAGAAUGCAGGGAGGACGCUGUGUCAAAGCUUGGCCCUGCUGAAAGCUUCCUCAAGGCGGUGCUCGCGAUCCCAUUCGCUUUCAAGAGAGUGGAAGCGAUGCUGUACAUCACCAACUUCGAUUUAGAGGUUGACUACCUCAAGACCUCCUACAAAACUCUUGAGGCAGCAUGCGAAGAGCUACAGGGCAGCAGGUUGUUCCACAAGAUACUAGACGCGGUCCUGAAGACGGGCAACCGCAUGAACACCGGCACGAACCGUGGGAACGCCCACGCCUUCAAGCUGGACGCGCUCCUCAAGCUAGUCGACGUGAAGGGCGUCGACGGCAAGACGACCCUCCUGCACUUCGUCGUCGAAGAAAUCAUCAGGUCCGAAGGAGCCAACAUUUUAGCCACCGGCCAGACAUCUGGUCAGGCAGGCGCCCUCGCAGAUGACCUGCAGUGCAGGAAGGUAGGUCUGAAGAUCGUGGCGAGCCUUGGCGGCGAGCUCAGCAGCGUGAAGAAGGCGGCAGCGAUGGACUCCAGCACGCUGGGUAGCUGCGUCUCCAAACUGUCCUCCGGAGCCGGGAGGAUCAGCGAGGUCCUGCACUUGAGCUCAGCAUCAGAAGACGGCUGCAAGUGCAAGAGGUUCCGCGCCUCCAUCGGUGAGUUCCUGCAGAAGGCCGAGGCUGAGGUCGCCGGGGUGCAGGCCCAGGAGGACCGCGCCCUCGCCCGCGUCAGGGAGACGACCGAGUUCUUCCACGGUGACUCGGCCAGAGAGGAAGGCCACCCCCUGAGGAUCUUCAUGGUGGUGCGCGACUUCCUCACGGCCCUCGAUCACGUCUGCAGGGACGUUGUGAAGGUGAACGAGCGGGCAGCGGCCGGUGGGUGGUCGCGGCGGGUGGGGAUUGGGAACACGCACGCUCCUCCGGUGUUUGGCGCGGUGCGGUCCCGGUCCACCACCUCCUCCUCCUCGUCGGAGGAGAGCUCGGCGCCCUAGCCGUCGGGAUGCAAUGCAGCACUGAUUGUCUGAGCAGGAAUCUGCAUCCUGCAGUCUAGAAGAAGAGCAGUGCAGCCUCAGACGUAGUAGGACCAUAAUAUACUAAAUAUUUUGUACCUGGAGAAGGUAGUUUGUAGAGUAAAGUAAAGCCUAUGAUUCAGCAUGAUGAACAUCGUCCUCCCAUUAGCCUACCAAAGGUGAAAACGGGCAUUGUACAUGAUUGUGCAUGCUGAGAAUUAUUGUUGGAUGAUAGCUUUUU